This is a messenger RNA of Alexandromys fortis (reed vole), 3607 nucleotides long. RefSeq names its product xin actin binding repeat containing 1 (gene Xirp1). The coding region runs from base 121 to 3492 and encodes 1123 amino acids. Gene Ontology annotation, biological process: actin cytoskeleton organization; actin filament organization. The transcript has 3 exons. Gene Ontology annotation, cellular component: focal adhesion; stress fiber. Gene Ontology annotation, molecular function: actin filament binding. Lineage: Eukaryota; Metazoa; Chordata; Mammalia; Rodentia; Cricetidae. The record is from RefSeq and is a predicted model, not a curated record.
GAAGGCGUGGGACCCGGGAACAGAACAGAACUGAGUAAGGCCCUAGAACGCAGGACUACAGACUCCAAGGCUGCACCUGCUAGACACCCAAAAGCUCCCGACUCCAGGCCAGACCCUCGAAUGGCUCACGCCCAGACACAGGUGGCUCCUGCACCAACCGUCCAAAUGAGGACCAGAAAAGAGGACCUCUCCCUCCCUCCUCCCCCAGCCCUGGAGGGUCUGCCGCUGCCUCCACCCAAGGAAUCCUUCUCCAGGUUCCAGCAACAGCGGCAAGCCAGCGAGCUCCGCCGUCUCUACAAGCACAUCCACCCUGAGCUUCGAAAGAACCUCGAGGAAGCUGUGGCCGAGGACCUGGCCGAGGUGCUGGGCUCAGAGGAGCCCACCGAGGGCGAUGUUCAAUGUAUGCGCUGGAUCUUUGAGAACUGGCGACUGGAUGCCAUUGGUGACCAUGAGAGGCCAGCCGCCAAGGAACCUGUGUCAGGUGGCAAUGUUCAGGCCACCUCUAGGAAGUUUGAGGAAGGUUCCUUUGCCAGCACCCCAGAGCAGGAGCCAGCUGGGUCCCGGCCAUCUGGAGGCGAUGUUCAAGCUGCCCGACAGCUGUUUGAGACCAAGCCGCUGGACGCACUGACAGUCAGGGAGGAGGCGGCAGAGGCCACCGCGAAGGAGCCUGCAGCCAGUGGAGACGUACAGGGUACCAGAAAGCUCUUUGAGACGCGUCCUCUGGACCGGCUCGGGUCCCGCCCCUCUAUCCAGGAACGGAGCCCCUUGGAGCUGCGCUCAGAGAUUCAGGAGCUGAAGGGUGACGUGAAGAAGACAGUGAAGCUAUUUCAGACGGAACCUCUGUGUGCCAUCCAGGACGCAGAGGGCGCCAUCCAUGAAGUCAAGGCUGCCUGUCGGGAGGAGAUUCAAAGCAACGCAGUGAGGUCAGCUCGUUGGCUCUUUGAGACCCGACCUCUAGAUGCCUUCAACCAGGAUCCCAGCCAGGUGCGGGUGAUUCGGGGGAUCUCCCUUGAGGAGGGAGCCCUGCCGGAUGUCAGUGCGACUCGUUGGAUCUUUGAGACUCAGCCUCUGGAUGCCAUCCGCGAAAUCUUGGUGGACGAGAAGGACUUCCAGCCAUCUCCAGAUCUCGUCCCUCCUGGUCCAGAUGUUCAGCAGCAGCGACGUCUGUUUGAGACCUGUGCCCUGGAUACUCUGAAGGGGGAAGGAGACGCUGGGGCAGAGGCUCCACCCAAGGAGGAGGUGAUCCCUGGUGAUGUCCGCUCUACACUCUGGCUGUUUGAGACCAAACCCCUGGAUGCUCUUAGAGACCAGGUCCAAGUGGGCCAUCUACAACGGGUGGGUCAUCAGAAGGGUGAGGGGCUAACGACCGCCUGUCUGCCUAGUGAUGGCACUUCAGCAUUGCCUCUGUCUCAAGGUGCCCCCCAGAGUGAUGGGUUGAAGGGGGACGUGAAAACCUUCAAGAAUCUUUUUGAGACCCUUCCCUUAGACAGCAUCGGUCAGGGUGAGCCUUUAGCCUGUGGAAAUAUCAACCCAGCACAAGCAGCUGAUUCUGCCAAACAGGGCACAGAUUCCCCCGUCUAUGCCAUGCAGGACAGCAGGGGACAGCUCCACGCCCUAACUUCUGUCAGCAGAGAGCAGAUAGUCAGAGGCGAUGUACAGGGCUACAAGUGGAUGUUCGAGACGCAGCCCCUGGACCAGCUGGGCCGGAGCCCCAGCACCAUUGAUGUCGUCCGAGGCAUCACUCGGCAGGAUGUGGUGGCUGGGGAUGUCGGCACCAGGCGGUGGCUCUUUGAGACACAGCCACUGGAGAUGAUCCACCAACAAGAGAGACAGAAACGACAGGAGGAGGACGGGGAGGGUCCGGAAACCCCUUCUGAGUCCCCCCAAAAAGGCGACGUGCAGACCAUCCGCUGGCUGUUUGAGACCUACCCCAUGAGCGAGCUGGCAGAGAAGCAAGAAUCUGAGGUCACAGACCCCGUGAGCAAGGCCGAGGCACAGUCGUGCACCUGGAUGUUUGGGACCCAAUCUCUGAACCAGGGAGAAGGCUCUGGGGAGCAGCACCUGCAAACCAGCCAGGUCCGGGCUAGAGACAGGCAGACAGACAGACAUGUCUUUGAGACUGAAUCUCUGCAGGCAUCAGGCCAGCCCUGUGGCAGAAGGCCUGUAAGGUACAGCAGCCGGGUGGAGAUUCCUUCAGGGCAGGUAUCGCGGCAGAAAGAGGUUUUCCAGGCACUGGAGGCCGGCAAGAUGGAGACACAGGAGGCCAAGAGAAGCCCUGAGUCCAUCCCCACAGGCUCUGUGCACAAAUUCACCUGGCUGUUUGAGAACUGCCCCAUGGGCUCCCUGGCAGCCGAGAGCCUCAGAGGGGACAACCUCCAGGAAGAACAGCCUAAAGGCUCUGCAGAUCGUGGGACCCCAGAGAGGCAGGAGACAGCGGCUGAGAGAACCCUCCGGACUCUGCACGCCACUCCCGGCAUCCUGCACCAUGGAGGCAUCCUCAUGGAAGCCCGGGGGCCAGGGGAGCUCUGCCUCGCCAAGUAUGUGCUCCCAAGUCCAGGGCAGGGGCGCCCCUACAUACGGAAGGAGGAGCUGGUCUGCGGUGAGCUCCCCAGGAUCUUACGCCAAGUGCUGCUCAGGGCAGAUGUGGACCAGCAGGGGCUGCUGGUUCAGGAGGACAUGGCUGGCCAGCUCCAGUUCCAUCCACUCAAGCUUCCAGGGCCAGGUGACACUGGGAAUAUUGAAGACAUGGACCCUGAGCUCCAACAGCUGCUGGCUUGUGGCCUUGGAGUCUCUGUGGCAAAGACGGGGCUGGUGAUGCAAGAGACGGGGCAGGGCCUAGUGGCACUGACCGCUUACUCCCUCCAGCCCCAGCUAACCAGCAGGGCCCCCGAAAGGAGCAGUGUACAGCUGCUGGCCAGCUGCAUAGACAAAGGAGACCUGACGGGCCUUCACAGUCUGCGGUGGGAGCCACCAGCAGACCCAAGUUCUACACCAGGCAGGGAGGAGUCCCAGGGGUUUCCCCCGGCUGAGAGCAUCAUACAGGUCGCCCCAUUAGACUCCACCAUGGAGAUGGGACACCGCAGAGUUUCAGGGGCCGCACCCUGCACACCUCCACCUCGGGCAGUUGGAAAAGUGGUGGCUCAGGUCCCGUUGCAGGAAGCGAGAAAGCAAGCAGAUACCAGCCCGGCUGGGCAGACAGUAAAAGCAGCCUUAGGAGAGCCAGAAGGAACCGCAGCUUCCCCUCUAGGGUCUGGGACCCCAGAUCUCCAGGAAGCCAUGCAAAACCUGCGGAUGGCAACUGCAGAGGCCCAAAACCUGCACCAGCAAGUUCUGAACAGACAUCCACGGGGCUUGGACCCCGUGGUCACCUCCAUGCCUAACCAAGAUGUUCUGCAAGCAUCGACUCCUGCCACCACGGUGAUCCAAGGCGACAUUGGGCCUGUGGCCAGAAGUGACGCCAGGAUCCCAGCAGCCCCCAGAAAGCUGCUGUGACAGAACCUCACCACCCAGCUCAAGGCCACCAGCACACAGACUCCAUCCAGCAGGCCUCCAAGCCCCUGCAGGACCCCCUUCUUCACACUCACAACAGACCUGCUGGCCAGAAAAC